Girardinichthys multiradiatus is the source of this 2804-nucleotide messenger RNA. It is a transcript of the gene g3bp1, whose product is annotated as GTPase activating protein (SH3 domain) binding protein 1. The coding region runs from base 158 to 1642 and encodes 494 amino acids. NCBI's taxonomy places the organism in Eukaryota, Metazoa, Chordata, Actinopteri, Cyprinodontiformes, Goodeidae. Gene Ontology annotation, cellular component: ribonucleoprotein complex; cytosol. Gene Ontology annotation, molecular function: mRNA binding. The transcript is spliced from 12 exons. The record is from RefSeq and is a predicted model, not a curated record.
GUUCGCUUGUGGAGGUGAGACCGGUAUCCGGGCACUCUAGCACGUUGUGAAGCCACUAGGUCUUCAGCAUCCGUUACGACAAUUCAAAUAAUCAAUCUAUUGAAAAGCAACCGUUUUAAUACAACUGACCAAUUGAGAUUUCCAGUCGACCAAAGAAAUGGUGAUGGAGAAGCCAAGUGCCCAGCUGGUCGGGCGAGAGUUUGUCCGACAGUAUUACACACUCCUGAACCAGGCUCCAGACUACCUACACAGGUUUUAUGGAAAGAGCUCCUCUUACGUGCACGGCGGGCUGGACAGUAACGGCAAACCACUAGAGGCCGUUUACGGGCAAGCUGAGAUCCAUAAGAGAGUGAUGGCUCUGAGUUUCCGUGAUUGUCACACCAAGAUCCGACACGUGGAUGCCCACGCCACCCUGAACGAAGGUGUGGUGGUCCAGGUGAUGGGCGAGCUCUCCAACAACAUGCAACCGAUGAGGAAGUUCAUGCAGACGUUUGUUCUGGCACCCGAGGGCACGGUUGCAAAUAAAUUCUAUGUCCACAACGACGUGUUUCGCUACCAAGACGAAGUGUUUGGUGACUCAGACUCUGAACUUCCAGAAGAGUCCGAAGAUGAGGUGGAGGAGCUGGACAGGGUCCCCUCCCCUGAUGUGGCCCCAGAGGAGUCUGCCCCCUUCUACGACCCGACAGCUUGUUCAGAACCAGCAGCUCCUGGUGACGAGGAGGAGGAAGUUGCAGUGAGCCCAGAACCAGAGCACGAGGUGGAGAAGGAGGUGGAGGCUACUGAGGUAGAGCUGAAAGCAGAGGUGAUGCUGGAGACGCAGACGGAGACCCUCACCAUUGAGGAUCAGACGGAGAAAAGUCCCUCAACGGUCGUUCCUCUCACCACAGAACCUGCGUCUGCACCGGCUGAAGGCACUCCGCCUGCUCCAGAGGAAAACAGGUUCUCCUGGGCAUCAGUUACCAGUAAGAACCUCCAUCCCAGUGUGCCUGUCCCAGUCUCGGGAAUCUCUCCGCAUGUUGUAAAAGCCCCUCCCACAGCUCAGCCGAGAGUGGAGGCAAAGUCAGAGACCCAGACAGCACAGAGACCACAGAGAGACCAGAGGCCGAGAGAACAGAGGCCUGGAGGUCCUCCACCCACCAACAGAGGGCCAAGGCCAGUUCGAGAAGGUGAGCAGGGUGAGUUAGAGGGUCGCAGGAUGAUUCGGUACCCAGAUGCCCACCAGCUCUUCGUAGGUAACGUUCCUCAUGAUGUGGACAAGACGGAACUGAAGGAGUUCUUUGAACAAUACGGGAAUGUUCUGGAGCUGCGGAUCAACAGUGGAGGGAAGCUCCCAAACUUCGGCUUCGUUGUGUUUGACGAUUCUGAACCUGUACAGAAGAUCCUCAGCAACCGGCCCAUCAAGUUCAGAGGUGACGUCCGUCUAAAUGUGGAGGAGAAGAAAACCCGGUCAGCCAGAGAGGGCGACAGGCGAGACGUGAGGCCCCGUGGUCCAGGUGGUCCCGGUGGCCCCAGAGAGCGAAUAGGAGGCGGCGGGGGACCAAGGGGGCCCCCUACCCGUGGCGGCAUGUCACAGAAACCCAGCUUCGGUUCUGGACGGGGGUCUGGGACUGCUGAGGGGCGCUACUCCGCUCCUCGUCAGUGAACCAGCCAGGAGUUAGAUUAACCGUCUGGAUUCAGUCUUUACUGGUUUUUGAAUUUUUCUGCAACAGGAACCGAUUGGAAAAAGCUAAAUUAGAGGAAAACUCCCUUUUUUACAUCUAGGAGAGAAAAUCGGCAGGAAUUAUAGAUUUGGAGUCAAGAAUUUGGGUUGCUGCUCAUGUGUUGCCUGACUAGUGAAUCAUUUCUGCAAUAUUCUGUCUCCUAAAUGUUUUCGGCUCAAGUUUGGUCAAACGUUAAACAUGAAGUCACAUCUGCUGAAUUCAGGCGGCAGUCAUCCAUCUGUUUGUUCUACCACAAACCUCCCAUCCCAUCCCACCACAUCAGAGCAGAGUCCCGCCAAUUGACACUCAAGAGACACAUCUUUACAGUUCAGGGGAAAAACUGCUGCAUGCAGAGACUCGUUGAAAGAGACAGGAGUGCUGAUGCAGAGGACUGUGUUUAGCAUUCCCACACAGAGUUCUGAAGAAUGCCUCCAAGUUCGCCAUCUGUCUAUCGUAACCCCUCCCAAAACUGCCGGAGUGUUUUUUCUGUUUUUGUUCUGAUGGUCUGGAAAAACGAGAUUGGAACCAUCAUAACUGCGUUCUCUCCUGAAGCUGAGUUGCUCCUCCUGUGAACAGCUGUUUGCUCCCAUCUCAGCGGCGCUCCCUCCUGAAUCCAAACGUUGGCUUGUACAGGAGACGUAGCCACCUCCUCAGUCAGACCAGCCCUGGAUGUUUUCAUUGCUUUCACAUGUUUUACCUGGACUUUUAGUCGGCUUUUUUCAUAUUUUUUUUUUUUCCAUGCUAAACUUGAAUUUAACAAAUCAGAACACACAAACAGAUGAAAAAGGGUAAAUACUACUUGAAUUGGGGAUUUGAAAACCCAGAUGUUGUUUCGCGUUCUCUCCCUGUUUCUUAAAGGAACGUGUACUUUUACUGCUUGGGCAAUCCUGUGUAUUGCUGCCACCGUUGUAUCUAGCAAUGGAUCUGUCUUUUUAUUCUAUCAGGUCAAAGAGCUGAAAUGUUGUAGUUUUUAUUUUAGUAAUGUCUGAUUGGAGCAUGUAUCAAAACCUGUCAGACUUGUACUACCGAUGCACUUCAUCUGUCAUCUGAAAAAUAAGCUCACACCGACGAGAGAACUAAAUUAAAAGCGAUUUACUGUUUUAA